AUGGAUCGACACAUUGAUCCAGUUGAUAAUAAUGUUUCGAGAGAAUUUACCGAAGGUGUUGAAGUUUUUAUCGCAUUUGCCUCGAGUCAAAAUUCUUUCAUGGAGCGAAAAACCAUGCUAUGUCCUUGUGUAAGUUGUGGAAACCGAAAGCAACGUGAUGUAAGAACCGUAUCCCGCCAUCUUUACCGAGUCGGCUUCAAAAGUAAUUAUUAUGUAUGGUCAAGCCAUGGAGAAACCUACUAUGACGCUGGAGAAUCAUCGACGGGAGGUCAAUUUAUAGGAGAUGAAGCAAGAUAUGUAGGCGGCCCAUAUGAAGAGAACAUUCCUGGAGGAGACUUUGGGUCAACUGAAAUACCGGAGAAUUUGAUGGAGGAACCCAACGAAGAGCAAUAUGAAGAGGGAGUGUUUGAAGCUUUUGAAGCCGCUAAUCAACCACUAUAUGAUGGAUGUGUUGAAGGUAUUUCUCAACUAUACUUGGCAUCUCGUUUAAUGAAAGUAAAAACUGAUCAUAAUUUGGCGGAGUCAUGUAUGGAUGAGUUAUCACAAACUUUUAGAGAUGUUUUGCCACAACCAAAUAUAGCUCCUGAGUCAUAUUAUGAGAUGAAGAAGCUGACGAAGUCGCUUGGCCUCCCUGUCGUGAAGAUCGAUAUUUGUGAAGAUAAUUGCAUGUUAUUUUGGAAAGAAGAUCGCGAGUUGAUGGCGUGUCGGUUUUGUGGAAAAGAUAGAUAUCACCAAAAGAACCAUGGAAAAGGGAAAAUGCGUCCAAAACAGAGAAUGUUCUAUUUGCCUAUUACGGUGAGGUUGAAGCGUCUUUACCAACAAGAGGCUACUGCAUCACAAAUGCGAUGGCACGCAGAACAUGAGUCGCCAGAAGGAGAAAUGCACCACCCUUCUGAUGCAGCAGCGUGUAAGCAUUUUAACAAGGUAUAUCCUGAUUUCGCUGCGGAAAGUCGAAAUGUUUAUCUAGGAUUAGCAACAGAUGGAUUUAAUCCAGUGGGUAUGAGCGGUGAAUCCCACUCGGUCUGGCCCGUCAUCGUAACCCCGUAUAACCUACCUCCUGGUAUGUGUAUGAAAAGAGAAUAUUUCUUUUUAUCAGUACUAGUUCCUGGGCCAAGGCAUCCAAAGAAGAGCAUUGAUAUCUAUCUGCAGCCGUUAAUUGAAGAACUAAAAAGUUUGUGGAGCGAUGGAAUCGAAGCCUAUGAUGUCUCGAAGAAGCAAAAUUUUACGAUGCGAGCCGCACUAAUGUGGACAAAUAAUGACUUUCCCGCUUACGGCAUGAUGUCCGGAUGGAUGACUCAUGGCCGUUUAGCUUGUCCAUAUUGUCUUGAUGAUACAAAGUCUUUUUGGUUGCAACAUGGAAGGAAGCAUAGCUGGUUUGACUGCCAUAGAAUGUUCUUGCCUAGGGAGCAUCCUUACAGAAGAAAUGUCCAAGCUUUUCGCAAGGGGCAGACGGUAACUGAUGAUCCUCCACCAUGGUUGACAGGAGAAGGAAUUCUUCGCGAAAGAAUCAACAACAUCGAAGGACUGAAGGAAACGGUCGAUUGUGGAGGAAAUGGACACGAGAAACCUGCAAGCACUAUAAACGGCUACGGCAAAGACCACAAUUGGGUGAAGAAAAGUAUCUUUUGGGAGUUGCCGUAUUGGGAAAACCUGCUUCUUCGCCACAACCUGGACUUCAUGCACGUUGAGAAAAAUUUCUUCGAUAAUCUUAUCAACAUGGUGCUUAAUGUUCCCGGGAAGACAAAAGAUAAUGCAAAGUCGAGGAUGGAUCUACCUGAUUUAUGCAGACGGUCUUAG
Molecule: messenger RNA, 1797 nt
Organism: Brassica napus (rape)
Lineage: Eukaryota; Viridiplantae; Streptophyta; Magnoliopsida; Brassicales; Brassicaceae
Exons: 1
Coding region: 1-1797 (598 amino acids)
Source: RefSeq, a predicted model, not a curated record